CCCUCUCCCAAUUUUAACCAAAACAGCCUAUAUUUCUCAUUCUUAAAUAUAUUUCUCUCUCACUCUGAACAAGAACAACAAAAAAAAGAAAAAGAAAUCAUUGGUUUCAAAUCCCUUUUCCACCGUAAAAAGAAAACCGAUUCCUCCAACAGUCUUUCUCUCAAUUCAUCAAUGACAACAACCACAACUACAAAUUCAAACACGAACUCAGGAUCACUAGACACACCAACCCAGAUGGUGGAACUUGAACAAGUCUUCAAGAAAUUCGAUGUCAAUGGAGACGGCAAGAUCUCGGCCUCUGAAUUAGGAUCCAUCAUGGGAAGCUUAGGCCACCCAGCCACAGAGGAAGAGCUUGAAAAGAUGAUUGUCAAGGUGGACGUUGACGGGGAUGGGUUUAUUGAUCUGAACAAGUUCGUGGAACUGAACACAAAGGGUGUGGAUUCCGACGAGGCCAUGGAGAAUCUGAAAGAUGCGUUUUUGGUUUACGACAUGGAUGGAAAUGGAGUCAUAUCGGCGGAUGAAUUGCAAAAAGUGAUGAGGAGUUUGGGGGAUGGGUUUUUUUUUUUUUUUUUUUUUUUUUUUUUUUUUUAAAUUUCUGGGUUUGU
Molecule: messenger RNA, 605 nt
Organism: Quercus robur (English oak)
Lineage: Eukaryota; Viridiplantae; Streptophyta; Magnoliopsida; Fagales; Fagaceae
Product: probable calcium-binding protein CML25
Exons: 1
Molecular function (GO): calcium ion binding; enzyme regulator activity
Source: RefSeq, a predicted model, not a curated record